AUGGCCUCUUCGCUGGCAGCGGGCACCCUUUCCAAGGACCCGCGCGGCAGCGAGUCUCUGCUGCUGCUGCUCAGGAGCGGCUCGGCGGGGGGCGCUCCUUUUCCCAGGCCGAUGCCGCCCCCGCGGUACUUCCUAGAGGCCUUUCCCGCGGCAGGAGCCUUCCCGGCCCCGACGGCGGCGGCGGCAGGCAGGCUCAGCCCCGGGUCCGCUCCGCUGGCGCCUUUCCCUUUCCCACGACUGCCCGUUGCCUUUGGUGAGGCGCCGCCGCCCCUGCCCCGCCCCACGCCGCUCCUCGCCGCGCCCUUCGCAGCGAAGCGGGACUCGCCGCGGCGGCAGCUGCCCGAGCGGGCCUCGCCCAGGAAAGGGAGCCCCGACGGAACUGCCGACGCCGAGCAGCGCCCGCCCGCCUAUCGCUUCACAGCCCAAGAGCUCCACGCCGUCCUGUACGGGGCGGUCCCCGGUGGGAGGCAGCAGCGCGUCCUUGCGGGAGCUGGGCGCUCCCCGCGCAGCCCCGGAGCUGUUGAUGCUCAGCCCCCGCUGUUGGACAGACCAUCUCUACAACUCCCUGAAGGGCUGACAGUGUUGCAGACCAUACAUGUGGAUGGUCCACAGCUGGGAGUCUUCAGCACCGAGACCAUCCCAAAGGGGGUCCGUUUUGGCCCUUUUCAGGGCAAAGUUGUCAACACCAGUGAAAUCAAGACUUACGAUGACAAUUCCCUGAUGUGGGAGAUUUUUGAGGAUGGCCACUUGAGUCAUUUCAUCGAUGGCAAGGGCUCCUCUGGCAACUGGAUGUCCUUGGUGAACUGCGCUCGCUUUCCUGAGGAGCAGAACUUGACAGCCCUUCAGUGUCAGGGCCAGAUCUACUAUGAGAGCUGCAAAGAAAUUGUGCCUGGUCAAGAGAUGCUGGUCUGGUAUGGCGAUUGCUACUUGCAGUUCCUGGGUAUUCCCAUCAGCCUGAAAGGAACAGCGGAUGGGAGGCGAGUGCAACAGAGCAGCGAAGAAUCUGUGGAAGGUUACAAAUGUGAGCGCUGUGGAAAGGUGUUUGCCUACAAAUAUUACCGGGACAAGCACCUGAAAUACACACGGUGUGUGGACCAAGGUGAUCGGAAAUUCCCCUGCCAUCUCUGCAACCGCUCUUUUGAAAAACGAGACCGACUGAGGAUCCACGUUCUUCACGUUCACGAGAAACACAGGCCUCACAAGUGCUCUGUAUGUGGGAAAAGUUUCUCUCAGUCAUCCAGUCUGAAUAAGCAUAUGCGGGUGCACUCUGGGGAAAGGCCUUACAAGUGUGUCUACUGCAACAAGGCAUUCACCGCUUCCAGCAUCCUGCGCACACACAUUCGCCAGCAUUCAGGAGAGAAACCCUUUAAAUGUAAACACUGUGGUAAAGCGUUUGCCUCACAUGCUGCCCAUGACAGUCACGUACGGCGCACACACAGUACUAAAGAGAAAGGUCGCACCUGUACACUGUGUGGUAAAAUAUUCCAAGAGGCAGAAGAGUUCCGCUUUCAUAUGAAGUUCCAUGCAGCUCUCUAG
Varanus komodoensis (Komodo dragon) is the source of this 1536-nucleotide messenger RNA. It is a transcript of the gene PRDM14, whose product is annotated as PR/SET domain 14. NCBI's taxonomy places the organism in Eukaryota, Metazoa, Chordata, Lepidosauria, Squamata, Varanidae. Gene Ontology annotation, molecular function: protein binding; RNA polymerase II transcription regulatory region sequence-specific DNA binding. The record is from RefSeq and is a predicted model, not a curated record. Gene Ontology annotation, cellular component: nucleus. The transcript is spliced from 7 exons. Gene Ontology annotation, biological process: regulation of transcription by RNA polymerase II. The coding region runs from base 1 to 1536 and encodes 511 amino acids.